AUGGUUGAAUUUUAUAUUUAAAUGGAAAAUAUACUAUUACAACUUAUUAAUGAUUAAAUAUACAAAAACACACUGAUUAAUAAAAUGAGUAGUAGUUAAAUCUCGUGUGAAUGUCUCUUUAAUGGUCGCUCCUUCCAGGAUUACCUCACACUGUAGGGUUGUAGGAGACCUAUCGUCGUCUUGACAUAGAUGGUUAAAUCUGGUUUGGUGUUGCACUCUUGUGUCCGCUUCUAUAUUUUCUUUAGAUUCUCCGAGUUUUUGAUAUUCUCUUUAAAAUUGUUUACGUAUGUCCUACAGAAUUGAAAAAUCUUUAUUGCGGACAGCUUAUACCACUUCUUCCUCACGGAAACUCUCCUCGCAAUUCAGCGCCAGCUUAUGAAUAUUGGAUCGGUAGCACUAACGAUUUUUAUGCGAAAUCUAGACUUCCUGCGCCCCCAUCUCGUGUUGCAUCCGGUAGAUCUCACUGCUAUCUAUCACGGAGCCCGUUCUUUCUGGUUGCGAUCUGAUUUGGAGUGCCUUCUAUGCUCUAACUUCCCUCUUUUCGAACUCUUCCCGUGUAUUUUUGCUACUCUCUAAUUGGCUCCCUUUUUGUCUACUUCCUUCCCUAAGUACUUGCGGUCAUCUUGAUUAGCCUCAUUAGAACAAUGUUACAUCUGCACUUUUACUAUUUUAUUUUUAUAUUUAGCCGUAGACUUAUUUAUUUAUUAGAGAAUGUGCCAUUUGUAGCUGUAAUUAUUAUCACGAGCUGUAAAUUUCAAACUUCGAUGGAUAUCGUUUAAAUAUCCAUAAAGUAUACAGUCAUAUUAUGUUGUUUAUACGGGCAACAACUGCCAUUUUAUUACAGCGUUCUAUAACGCCAGAGCGGAUGAUCGUUUUACAAGAAUUUAUAUUUAGAAGAGUCUAAACUAUUAUAUAUUUUGAUCUUGUGCGAUCAGAAAUAAUAUCAGGGUUUAAGGUCUGUUAUAUUAAACAGUAUGAGGAAUACACUUUAACGCAGGUUGUGUUUCAUUUUUCAUAUCACGUUAUCAAAUAAUUCGGUUUCAUACUUACUAUUGUAAUGAGUCUGAUGAAAGAUUACUUCGGAAAUAUAAUUAAUUAUGCCUGCACACAUAAACGCUCUGUAAAGAAAAUUAUCGAUUCGUUCUAAAUCCAAAGUGUUUAGAUAUAAAAGAAAUCAUAUGUUUGAAACCAUUACAUUCUGUGUCAACAACAGUAACAAUCAAGUCUUAUGCGAACUGCUGAUCGUAUUUUUACUCGAUGUCUAUGAGUUUACUUUAUUUAUAAUGUUAUGUUUGUAUUCAAACACUAGACAAUGUACAUAUCUCAAUGAACUAGUAUUGUUGAUUUAUAUAUACUACUACAUUUUGAAUCUAGACCUACUCCAAGAGGAACGGGUGUGAACCUCGGGUUAUAAAACAGUUCAGGUAGAGUGGUGAACACUAAGAUUAUUUAAACAUUACUAUAAAUAUUAUAUUAAUGCUGCGUGUCAGUUUGGUUUACUUCGGAACGUUUAUAUAUUUGUAGAAUACGCAACCCCUCAGCGUGCUGCUGGGAAUCCGUGUGUCCGCAGGUAGUUUCCGACGUUUGUCUGACGGGAAGUAAUAGGAAAACCGUGCAAAUCUAAUGUGAGUUCUCAUUGUCUGAGAUCGGUAGCUUCGUGGUGAUGAAUCAACUACACUUUUGCAGUAACCCAUGGAAAGUUAGUUAAGUCAAUAUUUCUUAGACAUCUGUUACACUCGUAAACAUUGUGUUCCUUUAGUCAUGUUGCCUUAGAAUUUCGACAAUCUCGUCGGAUGUCAUAUUCAAUAUUUGAUAAUAAUUAAAAAAAAAAACAUGCUUUCGUGUAAUUUAGAUGGUGUAAAUCACAGACUAGCGGUCACUAAGAUUGCUUACAACAUUGUAAGAAUGGACUUAGUGCUCACUUCUAGUGGUUCUGAGUAAGUCAUCCGUUCUUGAAAGCGCAAACUAUAGUACAGCCUCAGGAAGAGAGGAUGUUAACUGAUCCACCUGAACAAUUUCUUGUAUUACCGACCAACUGCAAAUUUCCGAAAAGAUCAUGUUUUACUCAUAUACCAUAGUAGUAGUUCUGUGGGAAUCAAUUUACCACAUAAGCUGAUAAACACAUCCUGUCGAUCGCUUAAACAGCUUAAAGUAAAACCUCACAGAGAUGCCAAAAAUCCAUAUAAUGUAGACCCAACACUAGUCAUGCUGAAAAUGCGGACCUGUGGAAUACUGUACCGUACCCCCGCCUAAGUGUCGAAGAUACGGUAUGGGCAGCUGAGGGCUAUUAUACAUUUCAAAGUCAAAUAUCCAGGAUAGUAUCAUUCAUUCAUUCAUGACAUCGUUGUUAUUGUAAAUUACAGUGUAUUUAUAACAUUGUUUUUCCAAAACAAAUUAUUCAGAUGAUUGAAAACACUUAAAAUUACAAAUAUUUGUGCGACGAGAUAAAACAAAACUGUUUGUUCCAGCGUGACCUUCGGCAGAAAUGGCUGAAAACCGCUCGUCUCUGAAAGGACUUACCAUCAGUCAUAACGUCCUUGACCGAUAUGACAAAUGUGAAGACUCUGACCACCCGCACUUAAAGUUGUGCAAUUUGUGGAAGAUUAAGACCAAAAUGUGCGCGCCGAGGAAUCUGAAAAUGUCCAAUCGCCGAGCCUUCUUGUCCCCGUCCGAGCAAUGGACGUUAUUUGAUAAUGUAGUAAUACCGAAAAAGGCGUUUAUGCCCAAAUUGCACAUGGACGCCAUAAAGGGCUUGAAGCGCGUGGUGGUGGAGCAGAGACGGCGUGAGUUUGUUAACAUAGACAUCGGGAAUUAUCUGGAGACAAAUUACAGCGUGAGUGCCGAGGAUAUGAGUCUCCCGACUCCUCUGAACGUAGACCCCAGCAGCCUGCACUUCUUGGCCCUGGAGCUCUUCGACGAUGAAGAGUUCGAGUCGAGAACUGAAGCCGAAUGGCUCAGCCUGGGGGAGGUGGAUGGUGUAAAACAUCCGGUGCCAGCUCGAGCCUUCAUGCAGAAAAGAAAGAAAACCUCGAUGCGCAAGCCUAAGAAAUUCAGUGGCAGUGGGUCUAUUUUGAGCUCAUCCCUCGCUGAUGCUAAGCCUAAGAUAAGUUUGCCGGAGUACGUUUGGACGGAUGUGGCCGUGAUCGAGUACAACACUUCCUUCAAACAAUACGUUGUGAUCCCUUUAAGUGGCGAAAGUGAAGAAUUUGAAGUUCCUCGAAUUUAUUUAAACUUCAAAGCCGAAAACCCUUACAUCUUUGCAGAGAGGGUCUCUAAGGCUGUUCAAGAUCGUUAUGAAGCUCAAAAUGCCAUCAAGUAUCAGCUAUAUGUAGACUGCAUGCCAACCGCAGAGGGACCUCACAUUGAUAAUAAGGUGCUGAACCGAAUCAACUUCAAAACCACUCAGAAGAAAGACAAGAGUGAUUGGAUCGUUAUCUUCAACGACUUGCUGUUGCAAGAAGUAAAACUACUCUAUAUCCGGACUUUCUGUGAAAUGACCUUUCGGAAAGUGCUGAUGAAAAAUCCAGGCCACUUUCCAUCUGUAACACCGCCAAAGCAGACAGAGGCGCCAGUUAAGUCUACAGGUAUUUAAAUAUGUUAUGUAGUAAAAAUGUUAAUCCAUUAAGAUUCUAUAAUAGCGUAAUACACUAAUCUGAAAACCAUGUUUCUACUAACUGUCUAUUAACAUUCGUAC
Homalodisca vitripennis (glassy-winged sharpshooter) is the source of this 3694-nucleotide messenger RNA. RefSeq names its product dynein axonemal heavy chain 1-like. The record is from RefSeq and is a predicted model, not a curated record. The transcript is spliced from 7 exons. Bases 2486 to 3592 code for a protein of 368 amino acids. Lineage: Eukaryota; Metazoa; Arthropoda; Insecta; Hemiptera; Cicadellidae.